Molecule: messenger RNA, 1578 nt
Organism: Megachile rotundata (alfalfa leafcutting bee)
Lineage: Eukaryota; Metazoa; Arthropoda; Insecta; Hymenoptera; Megachilidae
Product: UDP-glucosyltransferase 2-like
Molecular function (GO): UDP-glycosyltransferase activity
Source: RefSeq, a predicted model, not a curated record
AUGAAGUUGAACAUCGCGUUACUUGUUUUGUGCGCGUUGUGCCUCGAGGAAACUCGUAGCGCGAGAAUUCUGGCGAUGAUCGCGACACCGUCGUACAGUCAUCAGAUCCCGUACAGAAAAUUAUGGACGAGUCUGCACGAACGUGGCCACGAAGUCGUCCUCGCUACCACGAAUCCUAUUCCUAAUAUCAACUCGACGAGAUUUAGGCAGAUCGACAUAAGUGAAAGUUAUGGCAGUUUCCGAGCUACCAGCUUCCUCAAGCUUCGAUUCGAAGGGGUAUCUUGGUUAAGGUUCGCGCAGGAGAAUUUGUUUCCAUUGGUCGAUGUUUUCACCGAGCAUUUACUGAACAACACGGAAAUGCGACGACUGUACGCGCCCGAUAGCGAUGCAAAGUUUGAUGUGGUUUUGACAGAGUUUCUCUACAUGCCGGCCACAUAUGCUAUAGCGUACAGAUUCAAAGCUCCUCUCAUAGGAUUAAGUUCAUUAGGGCUAGUUUCCCUAAAUGAGUUCGCACUGGGUGGAUUCGUGCUACCUUCACACGAGUACACGUGGGAAAUGGAGGCGAAUACAGGCACGAACUUAUCAUUCUGGCAGAGGUUGCGGAAUUUCGUGAACUUGUGGAAAAUAACAUAUUUAUUGUACCACGAUCUAUUUCCCCGUCAGCAAAAGAUGGCUGAACAUUACCUUGGGAUGGAAUUACCUCCGUUAAUCGAUAUUAUGAAGAACGUUAGCCUUCUGUUUGUGAAUCAAGCGGAGGCUCUGACGCCGGCUCGUCCGCUGCUGCCGAAUAUGAUCACCUUUACUUCUUUCCAUAUCGAGAAAAAUCCUCCUCCUGUACCGAAGGACCUGAAGCGUUUUAUGGAUGAGUCCAAAGAAGGAUUCAUCUACAUGAGCCUCGGUAGCAACGCCAGAAGCGCGGACAUACCAAUGCACGUUAAACAAAUAUUCUUCGACGUAUUCUCAAAAUUACCCUACAGAAUCGUUUGGAAGUACGAAGAAGACUUUCCGGUAAAACUGGACAACGUGUUCACUGCAAAGUGGUUACCUCAGCAGAGUAUUCUUGCUCAUCCCAACAUCAAGCUGUUCAUAUACCAGGGCGGAUUGCAAAGUACGGAAGAGACUGUUAGCUUUACGGUGCCAGUCUUAGGCUUUCCGGUGUUGGCUGAUCAAGAUUAUCAGACGAGUAGAAUGGACGUACUCGGUGUUGGAAAGCGCUUGGAAAUCACGACUGUCACGAGGGAAGAGUUAGAUCAUGCUAUUAAGGAGAUUAUUACCAAUAAAGAGUACAAGGAAAGGAUGAUCAAACUCAGAGAGCUCAUUAGAGAUGUUCCAUACGAUGCAGUAGACAAUCUCGUGUGGUGGACCGAAUAUGUGAUUCGUCACAAGGGUGCACCUCAUCUUCGUUCAACUCUAACCUCGCAACCUUGGUACCAACGUUACGACCUAGACGUAGUGGUGUUCUUAUCAAUCGUAGCAUUCGUGAUCGUAUCGACGUUGGUGAACAUAAUCGCCAGGAUAAUCGUGCGCAUUCACAAGCAACUGUUAAGCUCUACGACACAAAAGAAAAAGAUAAGUUAA